AUGCCAUCUCGCAAGCGCUCGCUUGCAGCCAUCGAUGGCGAAGAUAGUGAGAAAGAACACUCAUUACAGCAUCGCAUACGUAAUAUGUGGCAGUUUGCGAAUCUUUGCCAGUGGAUAUACAUAUUUGGCAAGGCUGCGAAAAUCGACGAAGCUAUCGAUGUUGAGGAAAUUGAGACAGAAUGCCUCAAGUCGAACUCCAGCGUCUUGGCGGAUAUUGCCCUUGCUCUCCUCAAACUAGUUUCGUCGCAUCGUGGUUUAACGCAUGGAAUUUUCGAUGAACAAGCACGAAAACAAUUUACGAAGAGAUCGCCGAACUACAAUCCCUUCGGUUCUGGUGAAACACCCCUCAAAUUCAACGAUUUCGACAUUUUUACCAAGAUCAAAGUUAUGCAACAACUGACACAAUGGGCCAUGAUCCACCCUGAGCGCAUUCGGGAUAAGAUGGAAGAACAAAAGGAUAGCGAGCAGACAAGUUGGCGAAUAGAACCAUACGGUUGGGAUGCAGAUGACAGAACCUACUUCGUGCUGGACGAUAACCGAGUAUAUCGGCUCACGGAACCUCCGAUGAUUUCGAAACCGACCAAAGCGAAGAAAUCCAGAGCGUCGUAUGGAAGUCGGCGCUCGAGCAAAAGACGACGCACAACUUUGAAUGCAGAAGAAGAAGUGGCUGAAACGGAUCAAGAAAUCAAAGAAGAUACACCUCUCGAAGAUGAUGGCCUCGGUGGGACGACAUGGGAAUGUCUCGCCGUAACUCUUGAUGAUGUACGAUCUGUUGUGGAUGGGUUUCGGAAAACCCGAGACGAGAAUGAGAAAAUCCUGCGUAAUCAACUAGAAAAACACCUCGUUCCUAUCCUAGAAAAACAAGAACAAUCUCGGCAACGCAGAGAAUUACAGCGAGAGCGAGAGCUCACAAACGCUGCCAAAAUGGCAAAUGCAAAACGAUCGAGCCGAAUUGCUGGGAGAGUUGAACAACAAAGGCAGGAGGAGCAGAUUCGAGAGGAAGAACGACACCGAAAGGAAGAAGAAGCAAGCAAACGACGAGAAGAAUUGGCGCAAAUUAAAAUGGAAGAGGAGCGCGAUAAAAGACUGGUGUCUCGUGAACAACGGUUACGAGAACGCGAGGCACGACGCGUCCAGCAUGAGGAAGAACUUGCACAACUCUCCGAAGACAGCAAGAACUUAUCAAGUAACAGCGCACGAGUAUCUGAGCGCCGCCUCCAAGUUGAAAUUGAGAAAAACAAGCAGGCUCUGAAGGAGCUCGAGGAUGAGGAAGAAGAUUGGAUUUUUGAUUGCACUUGUGGUCUCUAUGGCCAAGUGGACGAUGGAGCUCACAGCGUAGCUUGUGAGAGAUGCAAUGUCUGGCAACAUAGCCAAUGUGUUGGGCUGAGCGAAGCAGCAGCUGACCAGCCAGAAUUCCACUAUAUCUGUGCUUCUUGUAUUCGGCGCGAGCAAGAAGCCAAACGCCCCAGACCAACUAUCAAGCUGAAGCUCAAUCGUCCAUCUAACUCCGGCACCCGGCCAGAUCCAUCCGGCUCUUCAAGUCACUUGGGGUUAUCUUUUAGUGGGCAGGAUCGAGAGGCCAACGGGACAGGAUAUGGAGACCACGACGCAUCUAACGGCAACGUUGAACAUGGCUUAACUCCAUUGGCUUCCACCCCUGGUACUAAUGUCAAUGGCGUUGGUUUCCCAAUUAGCAUGGUGGACGCCCGCUCCGAGGUGAGUAAGGAGGUGCUUGGCACACCCAAAGGGACACCGGUGAUCCCAGCACCUGUCAAGCUAGAUGCCAGCAUCCAGGGCAGUCCAUCACGCAGUACGACUAUUACCACACCGAUGACGUCCUUCCGAACACCUAGUCCUUCGAAAGGAAUCGACAGCUUCCAGGGGGAUAAAACAGCUGAGUCGGCAUUGAGCACACCUCAGAUCAGCCGCGAGAUAUAUCGAGCAGCUCACGAGCAGAACGGAACUAUACCUUCUAUUGCUGGGCUUUCCCCAACCAAGCAUUCACCACCUCGCCCCAUCGACUCUGCCAGCUCGAAUAGAUACAAGGCUGCUACUCCAAUACUUCCUCCAGUUGCACUAUCACCCUCCCCUCAACAUCAGAUUUUGACUCCGCCAAUCAAACCAUCGGAGCCACCAAGACCGUUUGAAAACCGAUGA
Messenger RNA from Fusarium subglutinans, 2157 nucleotides. Its product is annotated as nasopharyngeal carcinoma susceptibility LZ16. The coding region runs from base 1 to 2157 and encodes 718 amino acids. The record is from RefSeq and is a predicted model, not a curated record. The transcript has 5 exons. Gene Ontology annotation, biological process: regulation of DNA-templated transcription. Gene Ontology annotation, cellular component: RSF complex. Lineage: Eukaryota; Fungi; Ascomycota; Sordariomycetes; Hypocreales; Nectriaceae.